Molecule: messenger RNA, 464 nt
Organism: Corylus avellana
Lineage: Eukaryota; Viridiplantae; Streptophyta; Magnoliopsida; Fagales; Betulaceae
Source: RefSeq, a predicted model, not a curated record
AUGCUUUAUAUUGCAAUUUAUGUUGAUGAAGAUGACAUAGCCAUGUACACUAUCAAAACCAUAGAUGAUCCUCGAACUCUUAACAAGACAGUAUAUAUUAGGCCCCCAAAAAACAUUUUAUCUCAAAGAGAAGUUGUUGAGAUUUGGGAGAAACUUAUUGGCCACGACUUGCACAAGUCUUCGAUAUCCAAGGAAGACUUCCUAGCUUCCAUAGAAGGACAAGAGUAUGCGGAGCAAGUUGGAUUAAUACAUUACUAUCAUGUUUGUUAUGAGGGAUGUCUUGCAAAUUUCGAGAUUGGAAAGGAUGCAGGAGAAGCUUCUAAGCUUUAUCCAGAGAUUCACUACACUUCUGUCGAGGAAUACAUGAAACGUUAUUUAUAAUUAACUAUAUAUAUAUAUAUACCUUGGACACGACCAUUAUGUAUGUAUUAAUGCUUCUGUUGAUUUACUACAUGUAAAAGAAC